AUGGCCAAGGACAAUUCAACACCACCGGACCAGGAACCUCCCAGCGAGUAUACACCACAGGCAUGUUUAACAAUUUUGGGCUCAUUCACUGGUCUAUUCUGCACAGUGGGGUUCAUGAACUCAUUCGGGGUCUUUCAAGAAUACUAUGGCAAAGGGCAGCUCGCCGACAAGUCCGAAUCAACGAUUGCAUGGCUAGGCGCGAUCAGCAUCUUUUGCAUUUUCUUCAUCUCGGUAUUUUCUGGCCAGUUGCUUGAUAUGUUUGGACCUACUUUGAUGCUCUGUGUGGGCUCGCUAGGCACCGUGUUCUCACUCAUGAUGGUGUCGCUCUGCAAGGAGUUUUACCAGUUCAUACUCGCGCAAGGGAUCCUUCUCGGAAUUUCAUUCGCUUUACUAGCAUGUCCAAUGCUCGCCCUCGUGGGGCAACACAUCAAGGUGAAGCGCGGCGCAGCGCUGGGUAUAGUGCUCGGUGGCUCGUCUCUUGGAGGCGUGAUAUGGCCUAUUGCCAUCAACGAACUCCUUCAGAAACCAAACAUAGGAUUUGGAUGGACGAUGCGGAUCGUCGCGUUUAUAAUGAUUCCUUUAUUAUCUGUCUCCUGCAUAUGCUGUCGGCCACCUAAAAUAAGCCUUACUCCGACUCAACGACGCGCGUCUGAUGAAGGAAAGGCCACGAUACCCGAGGCCAAACCAUCCGUUCCUAGAACGGACUUUUCGGUUCUCAAAAAGCCCAGUCUCCAGUUAUCCUGCCUCGCAUUUUUCAUCAUCUACUUCGGGAUGUUUUCUCCGUUUUUCUUCACAACCUCCUACGCGGUUGCGAAAGGGUUUUCAACCGACCUAGCGUUUUAUACCAUCUCGAUCGUUAAUGGCGCUUCCUUCUUUGGUCGCGUUCUUCCUGGUAUUGUCGCAGACCGGUAUGGAAAGUUCAACUGUUGCAUCAUCUUUACCUUCUUCUCUGGCAUCAUCGCUCUCUGCUGGACGAAAGCGACCUCCGUGGCUGGCCUGGUUAUGUUUUCUCUCGCAUAUGGGUUUUCAUCAGGAGCUAUCCUUUCCCUCCAGCAAGCCUGCGCAGUGCAAGUCGCCACGCCACAAACAAUUGGUUUAACUAUGGGUACCGUCAUGGCAGCCACAUCUUUCUCAGCCUUGGCCGGAGUCCCUAUUAGCGGUGAACUGGCGGGUAAAUACGGAUAUCUAGCACUGUCCAUCUACUCAGGCGUGAGUCUCUUGGCAGGGAGUGUUCUAUUGGCGGCGGCGCGUUUCGUACAGAGUAGGAAGUUGUUGGCUAUUGUAUAG
Messenger RNA from Aspergillus bombycis, 1287 nucleotides. Its product is annotated as putative MFS monocarboxylate transporter. Gene Ontology annotation, cellular component: fungal-type vacuole membrane. The record is from RefSeq and is a predicted model, not a curated record. Gene Ontology annotation, molecular function: transmembrane transporter activity. Lineage: Eukaryota; Fungi; Ascomycota; Eurotiomycetes; Eurotiales; Aspergillaceae. The coding region runs from base 1 to 1287 and encodes 428 amino acids. Gene Ontology annotation, biological process: transmembrane transport. The transcript has 5 exons.